Drosophila rhopaloa is the source of this 1514-nucleotide messenger RNA. RefSeq names its product G protein alpha q subunit-like. The transcript is spliced from 8 exons. The coding region runs from base 68 to 1129 and encodes 353 amino acids. The record is from RefSeq and is a predicted model, not a curated record. Gene Ontology annotation, biological process: adenylate cyclase-modulating G protein-coupled receptor signaling pathway. Lineage: Eukaryota; Metazoa; Arthropoda; Insecta; Diptera; Drosophilidae. Gene Ontology annotation, molecular function: G protein-coupled receptor binding; GTPase activity; guanyl nucleotide binding. Gene Ontology annotation, cellular component: heterotrimeric G-protein complex.
CUGCAGAGCGAACAAAAGCUUACAUAUAAUUACCUCACGAAACGGUGAGUCCGUAAAUCUAAUUAGCAUGAACUGCUGUUCGUCGGAGGAGUCCAGGCGUCGAAAGCGCAUCAAUGAGGAAAUCGAUCUGCAAUUGCGUUUGGACAAGAAAAAUGCACACCGCGAGCUUAAAAUUUUACUGUUGGGCACGGCCGAGUCCGGCAAGUCGACAUUCUUCAAACAGAUGCGUAUUAUCUACGGCAAUGGAUUCUCGGACAAAAACAAGCGUUCGUACAUCAAACUGGUAUUCCAGAACAUAUUUAUGGCCAUGCAGUCACUGAUCAAGGCCAUGGACCAGCUGCAGAUUUCCUAUGGCCAAAAGGAACAUGGUGCACUGGCCGAUCUUGUGAUGAGCAUCGCUUACGAAAAGGUUGAAGUGUUCGAGGAUCCGUACUUGAGUGCCAUCAAAACGCUUUGGGAGGAUUCUGGCAUUCAGGAGUGCUUCAAUCGCCGUAGGGAAUAUCAGCUAACUGAUUCAGCCAAAUACUACUUGAGUGACAUAGCUCGAAUUGAGCAAGCUGAUUAUUUACCAAACGAGCAGGAUAUUCUGCGUGCUCGAGUGCCAACAACUAACAUCAAUGAGUUUCCAUUCGAAUUGGAUACGUUCGUGAUCAGAAUGGUCGACGUCGCAGGACAGCGAUCCGAGAGAAAAAAAUGGAUGCAUUGUUUUUCAAAUGUGACAUCAGUUAUAUUUUUGGCAGCGAUAUCGGAAUACGAUCAAGUUUUGUUUGAAUGUGAUACAGAUAAUCGAAUGGAGGAAUCUAAAGCUUUAUUUCAAACGAUAAUUACUUGCCAAUGGUUUCAAAAAUCUUCACUUAUUCUUUUCCUGAACAAAAUUGACUUGUUGGAGGAGAAAAUAUUGACUUCGCAUUUGGUGGACUAUUUUCCUGAAUACGAUGGUCCACAGCAAGAUGCAACAGCGGCCCAAGAAUUCAUAUUGGAAAUGUAUGAAGGAUUAAAUCCAGAUUGUGAAAGAAAAAUCUAUACUCAUUUUACUUGUGCUACGGAUACGGAAAAUAUAAGGUUUGUCUUUGCGGCUGUUAAGGACACAAUUCUGCAAUUGCAUCUUAAGGAAAAUAAUUUGCUUUAAAAAUCUUAAGGAUUUAACUAUGUAUAUUUUUGUGAUUUUUAUACAAACACAUGUAGCAUACACAGAGAGUAUUCUGACAUUGUCAAAAUGAGUUAAAUUCGUGCUUAAGCGAUAUAAUACCAGACAAAACUGUUUUUCAAACUCUGAGUAUCCCAAAGCUUAGAACAUCCAUUUGGAGUUUUAAAUUUUUAAAGAUUUUAAAUAUUUUAAUUUUGUUUUGAAAAAUAAGAAGAGUGUAAUCAACCUUACCAAGCUGAAGUUUGUAGCUUUUACAAAAAUGAAAUAUUCCGUAUUACGACUCCACAUCGAUUUUAAUGUUUUAAAACUAAGAGCUAUAACGAUUUUCCGAAAAAAUGAUAAGAAGACUUUUCGGAAAGGUUUAACC